Saccharomycopsis crataegensis is the source of this 321-nucleotide messenger RNA. RefSeq lists its product as uncharacterized. The record is from RefSeq and is a predicted model, not a curated record. The transcript has a single exon. The coding region runs from base 1 to 321 and encodes 106 amino acids. Lineage: Eukaryota; Fungi; Ascomycota; Saccharomycetes; Ascoideales; Saccharomycopsidaceae.
AUGCAGUUUCAACAAUACUUGCUCGUUCUUCCUAUUUCAGCGUUAUCUGUCCUCGCUGCCACAACAUCCACUGAAGAAGUCCUCUCUACUUCCACUGUCAGCUCUGAUGUUCUCAUAACCACUACUGCCACCAACACCAGUGUCUCAACAUCUUUCACUACCUCGAUGGUGUCUAGUGCCUCAUCCCACCUCCUGAACUCAAGUGCCAGCUACUUGUCUGGUUCGAUUGUCACCGGAUCUAAGGUGAAGAACGCUGCUGGUCAGAUGAUUGGCAGUUGCGUUGGUGGGUCUUUGCUUGCCGUUGCUGCCUUGUUAUUAUAG